UUUUUUUAUUAUUAUUAUUAAUUUUUAUUGGACGUGCUGCUCUUUCAAUAUUUACUAUUAAAGAUACCUAAUUAUUGUCGCUUAAUGGGCUAGCUUAAAAAUGCAAGAUAGGAGCUUUUUCCAAGACCGAUAAUCUCUCCCAGCGUAGAAUAUUUAGCCAUGAUAUGAUUUAGUAGCAAGUGCGUGCGUGUAAACGGAAAACAGCCAGUUAGUAUCCUCCUCCUUUCUAACACUAUAUGCAUAUAUAAUGCUUGUCUAGGCGUAACGUAUACUUGUUUGUGUGCCGGUUUGAGGUUUCCGCUCUUAACUGACGCACUCCAUGACUUAAGCCUAUGUAGCAGAUUGUCAGCAACUUAAAAAAACAUUUUUAUAACAUCAAAUAGGCAGAAUCCCCAUCAAAUCCAAAUCAACCAACCUUGUAUUUAUCACUUUUAAUUAAACACCAUCUCAUCUCUUUCUCUCUCUCUCGAUGCUUCUUUUUCAUUCCAUUGUUCUUCGGAUUCUCAUCUUCUUACUACUCAUCUAUAUCCUCAAAUUGAUACACUCGAUCGUAUGGGACCCGUUAAGAAUCAAAAUUCACUUCAAGAACCAAGGAAUCAAUGGCCCCAGCUACCGUCCUAUUGUUGGAAAUUCGGCGGAGAUCCGCCGCAUGUAUGCCGAGGAGCAGACAAAGUCAACGUCGACGUUGUCAAUCAGCCAUGAUAUCCUUCACCGAGUGGUUCCAUUUUACCAUCACUGGUCCCGGAUGUAUGGAAAGACGUUCCUCUACUGGUUCGGGUCAAGACCCAGGUUGGUUAUAUCCAACCCGGAUUCGAUUAAGGAGGUUCUGAUGAACUCGGGUAAUGGGGUUUUUGAGAAGGUUCCGCAGAAUCCUCAGGCUAAGUUGCUCUUUGGAGAUGGGCUUGUUCAGCUCCAUGGUGAGAAAUGGGCUCUUCAUAGAAGGAUCUCAAACCAGGCUUUUAGUAUGGAGCGGGUUAAGGGAUGGGUGCCAGAAAUUGUGGAGAGUACCACGAAGAUGCUAAAAAAAUGGGAGGAAAUAAGAGGAGGUAGAGAUGAAUUUGAAAUAGAAGUGAAUAAAGAACUUCAUGAACUCUCUGCAGAUGUUAUAUCAAGAACAGCUUUUGGAAGCAGUUUUGAAGAAGGGAAACGCAUAUUUGCGUUACAGGAACAGCAAAUGCAUCUUGCCUCUCAAGCUAUAAGAAGUGUGUACAUUCCAGGAUUCAGGUUUUUGCCUACCAAGAAGAACAGGGAGAGAUGGAGAUUAGACAAGGAAACUCGUGAAUCUAUAAGGACAUUGAUCAAGACUAGUAGCAGCGCGAGGCAAAAUUCAAGAAAUCUACUUAGUUUACUACUUUCUUCAUAUAAAAAUAAUCAAAAUGGGAAGGAAGAGAAAUUAACAGAAGAGGAAAUUAUAGAUGAAUGCAAGACUUUCUACUUUGCAGGAAAAGAAACUACUGCCAAUCUUUUGACUUGGGCACUUGUACUUUUAGCAGUACAUCAAGAAUGGCAAGACAAAGCGCGCCAAGAAGUGUUUCAAAUCUGUGGAGGAGGGAAUGAGUUUCCUGUUGCUGAAAAUCUGAAUAACCUUAAGAUUGUGAAUUUGAUAAUCAACGAGACGCUUAGACUCUACCCUCCAGCUGUGAGUCUAACGAGACAAGCAACUAAGAGGGUUAAAUUAGGGAGACUUGAUAUUCCUGGAGGGACGGAACUUUAUUUGCCACUUACUGCUAUCCACCAUGAUACUGAUAUAUGGGGAGAAGAUGCUAGUGAGUUCAAUCCCUCGAGGUUUAAUGAAUCUAAAAGGCACUUGGCUUGGUUUUUCCCAUUUGGAUUAGGCCCCAGAAUCUGUGCUGGUCAAAAUUUAGCCAUUGUUGAAGCAAAAAUUAUCCUAGCCAUCAUUAUCAGACAUUUUUCUUUUGUGCUGCCACCAACAUAUGUUCAUGCUCCUAUGCUCCUUGUAACCUUGAUGCCCCAAUACGGUGCACAGAUCAUCUUUAGCAGAAUUUCAAGUUGAAAUUUUUUUCUUUGUACCAUUUCUUGUUUUAUCUUCUGCGGAAGCAAUGUAAAACAUGAACUAUCAUAAAUACAAAUGUUCUAGUCUUAAUAAUUAUAUGUCAAA
Messenger RNA from Jatropha curcas, 2119 nucleotides. Its product is annotated as cytochrome P450 734A6. The record is from RefSeq and is a predicted model, not a curated record. Gene Ontology annotation, molecular function: heme binding; oxidoreductase activity, acting on paired donors, with incorporation or reduction of molecular oxygen; iron ion binding. NCBI's taxonomy places the organism in Eukaryota, Viridiplantae, Streptophyta, Magnoliopsida, Malpighiales, Euphorbiaceae.